This is a messenger RNA of Cuscuta epithymum, 1965 nucleotides long. Lineage: Eukaryota; Viridiplantae; Streptophyta; Magnoliopsida; Solanales; Convolvulaceae. The record is from the annotation of a GenBank genome assembly.
CUUAAAUUUGACAGACCAUAUCAACAUUACUUCCCUCUUAUCUUGAAUACAUCAACAUUCUUCUUGCACCAAAUCAAAUAUUGUGCUUCACCAAAGAGGUGAUUAAAUAAUAAUUUAUUGAGAUGAUAAAGGAAGUCUCUGGUGUGUGAUUGAGCACACCAUUUUCUUCAUCCUUCCCCUACAACUAGACAAACAGUGCAGGCUGAAGCGGUUAAAAGCUCUAGUGUCAUUGACUAAAUUGAUUGGCGAGCAGAUAAAAUUGCACCAAGUGAAGCAUGACCUCCCACAAAAUUGGCUGUCAUACACCGGCAGGAAGCCAGGAACCUCCCAGAAAAGAUGAGAGCGUAGUAGGAUGAUGAGCAAGAUGGAAGGCUAAAGGUAAACCCGAGACGGAGAUGGACAACUUUGAAGGGUGGCCUUAGAAGAAGGGGAGGAAAAUAUUUUACUUCAAAAUUCCUAAAUUUUAGGGAGAGCAUUUGAUUGAAAAGAUUUGAAGGAUUACCAGAAGGCUCCAAAAUCAAAUCCUGAGAUGCGCAUAAACAAAACCAAGCAGGAAAGAAAAAUAUCAAGUGAUCACUAAAUGGCCCAGAAGUAUUAACUGGCCCCGAGAUGGACGCGAAGAAUUUCGCCAGGCUGAAGAAGCAGUUGGCCAAGGAGCCAAAAAAGAAGGAGGCUGGGUCACAUAAGCCCGUUGAUGAAUUCUUCCGCAAGGAUGAGGCCGCCCAGGCCCAAAUCGCCGGGACCCCCCCCCAAAGAUGCCCCCGAAGCUGGUGCCAUCAAAACCGAGGUGGCAAAGAGGAAAGCGCCCGGCAAAGGCGUCGUUCCCGAAGGCAAGAAAGUUAAGAAGUCUGUCAGUGCGAAGGGGGAGCCGGUGGUUUUAUCCGAAGGUCAUUCCUCUUCCGGCACGCCGGUGGUGAUUGCUACUGCCAACGCUCCCUCGGGUCGGGGGGCUGAAUUGACAUGGCCUACGGAGAACGUGCAAUUCUCCAUUACGAAGGGGACCGCCAUUAUGCACGGCACCCUCAACCCGAGGGAGUUUUUAAAUGGCGCCACUCCCCCGACGGAUAAGUCGGUGCUGUCCAGGAUGAAGGACGAUGCCCUCGGCGGCAAGAUCCUACAAGCUUCCGUCACUGCUGCCCUCGGACUUGGUGAGCUCCUCAAGAGGUUGGAGGAAUCACAGGCCCAGAAGCGGCAAGCCGAUGAGGCCCUGGCAGAGUCCCGGAGGCAGCUUCGUGAGGCCCGGGAAGCCCUUCGGCUGGAACAAGAGGCCUUCAACCAAAUCCUUGAGAAUAGCAAGGUUAUUGCCAGAGCCGAGGGGAAGGCGGAUGCUGAGAGGGUGGCUGCUGAGGAGGCCAAGAAGGUUGCUGACAAGGCCGAGGAGGAAAAACGGGAGGCUAUCGGUCAGGCGAAGAAAGAUGCCGUUUCUGAAUUUGUCGCUGGGGGAUGGAAAUCCGAGGGCCACAAGCAGUGGAUAGCCUCGGUAAUCGAGGAAAGCGUCGACGGCUGGGUCGGUGGCCCCGGGGCGAUGUGGCUAGCUCAGAAGGGGAAGAGCUAUUACGAAGGCGGUGAGUACUUCACCCAAGCCAACAUCUACCGGAAGCUGGCUCGGCAUUUCAAUGUUGAUCCGAAGACGUUCAAGCCAGAAGCCUACGGCCUUCCGCCCCUUCAGCCCGAUGUGCGGAUCCCUCUGCCCGAAGGCGAGGAAAGAGAGCUGCUUGAAGAUUCUGAGCUAGCGAAGGAGGCCGAUGACGAGGAAGUUGAAGAUGACGCAGCCUCCAGGUCAAAAGGAGGCAAUCAUGAAGCUGCCCCUUAGGAAAUUCAUGUUUUCAAUCUCUUUGUAAUAGAUCAGCGCUUCAUCGGCUUCGGCCAUUUGUAAACAAACAUUUCUGCAACUCCCCAACAAUUAUCAUGAAUGUUCGCCUUCGGGUUUUGUUUUGUUAUAUGAAUGGUUGCCUUCAUUUUCGA